GGUGUUUGCCUUCAACAUGUCUGAAGCAUUCGACUUGUCCAAGAAGCAUCAAAAGCAAGGCGGCCACCAUAACCACCAUGGUCAUGGCGGAGACAAGAAGCAGUACAGUCUAAAUGGUGAAGCAAAGCCGUAUCACCAUGCUCACGGUGAUGACAUCAACUCAACUCCCAAGCCUCCUCACCCCGCUGCCGACAGCACGCUGAAAGUGCUUGUGACACUGUCUCGUCACGGCAGUCGCCGGCCCAACCCGAUAUCCACGACCCUGUGCCCCAACAACGUCCAGAACUCCGAGUCGUACCACGUGCCUCCGGAACAGUUGACCGAGAUUGGCAUGGAGCAAAUGCGCCUCGCGGGCGAAGAAGUGCGCCGCGAGUACAUUGACAACCAAGGGUUUCUCUCAAAUUCGAUCGGCGGCCCCGAGAACAAGCACUUUGAAACGUACUUUCGAUCGGACGCCGCGGACCGGUGUGCCCAAAGCGCGGUUGCGCUCGGGUACGGCCUGUACCCGGACUCGACGGCGCCGGACCAGUACUACCACCAGCCCAUUUCCGUGUACAUGAACCAGUUGCCGAACGAACACGACUUUGCCGCCCCCAAAGGACCGUGCAAGGCCGUGGCCAAUGCGGACAUCCACGCGUACUUGGAACCGCGCGCGCUCGAAACCAUCCAAGAGCACAAGGCGCUGCUUGAGCAAGUGGGCCAGCUGUGCGGGAUCAACGUGUGGGACAUCCCGACACUCCCGGACGGCGAAGACCUUGUGACUGGGAUCAAGGACAUUGCCGACACGUUCACGUUCGACGCGCAGCAAGGUCUGCGCCGUCUCAAGGGUCUCACGGCGGAACAGCAGACAGAAAUCGAAGGGCUGGCUUUCCAGCACCUCAUGGAGCGGUACUUCUCGACGGACCGCGAGGUCACGUACUGGGUGGGCGGGUUCCCGACGUUGCUCCUGAAGAAUCUGCAGCUGCCGACACCCGAGAAGAAGGAAGCGUUCAAGUAUUACUCGUACCACGGCCACCGCGAGUUGUUGCAUGGGAUGGGGCAGCUCUUGGGGUGGACGUUCGACUUUGCCGGGCAGCCGCGCGCACUCAACACGUCGGCGCUGGACCCGGCCACGACGCUGUUCUUUGAGCUGCACCAGACCAACAGCUCGACGGAAUUGCUGUUUGUGCGCACGUUCGUGUGGUCGCCUCGCGUCCGUCGCACGGGGGUGAAACUGGCCAAGUGCUCGGCGGUCGACUGUCCGUUGGCCGAGUUCACGAGCAUCAUCCAACGCCACAUCGACGCCACGGGCCCGUGGGAGCAGAUCUGCAACUACCACGCAGCCACGUUCGCCCCCGUGCUCCACCCGACGACGUCCCCCGUCACCCCAGUCACCACCACCACUGCCAAGCCAGUUGAAGCCACAAUACCAGCUGAGACGAAGCCAGAGACCACCAUCACUGCGUCCCCAACGACAACGGCUACGCCAGCCAUCAUAACCACCACACCGAAGGCAGUUGAAGCCACAAAGCCAGUCGAGACGAAGGUAGUGACCACCACCACUACCACCGCAUCCCCAACGACGACAGCUACGCCAGCCCCAGUCACCACCACAGCCAAACCCGUGGAAGUAAAGGCCUUGGAAAGCACGACUGCCACGCCAAAGGUUGGGACGACGGCAAAGCCAGUUGCGACGACUGUCAACCCGGAGGAGACUAUGACACCAAAGCCAACGGAGGCAGCUACAACCAAACUCGUACAGUCAACUCCUGUAGUGCCCACCACUUCAAAACCCGAGCAAGAGGUGGAGCGUGCGUGGCAACCCACGGCAACCAUCGUGGUGCCCGUGCCCAGUGCAACCCCCCAACCCCCAGCGCGCCUCUUGGCAAGGUUCAGUUCUGGGGACGACUUGCCUCCCUUGAGAGCCUUCGAAGGCGUUGGGUGGGUGGCUUGCGUUGCGGUCGCCGCAGUUGUAGUGAUUGUGGUGGUGAGACGGUUCACCCGUCGCAACCAAACGGGCUAUCGUCGCCUGGACUAAGCUUCAAUAAAGUUGAUGAAUAUACCAUCUCGGUUACAUUUCAAGUUCCAAG
Aphanomyces astaci is the source of this 2069-nucleotide messenger RNA. RefSeq lists its product as hypothetical. The coding region runs from base 17 to 2017 and encodes 666 amino acids. The record is from RefSeq and is a predicted model, not a curated record. The transcript has 2 exons. Lineage: Eukaryota; Oomycota; Saprolegniomycetes; Saprolegniales; Verrucalvaceae. Gene Ontology annotation, molecular function: phosphatase activity. Gene Ontology annotation, biological process: dephosphorylation.